Messenger RNA from Gorilla gorilla gorilla (western lowland gorilla), 3812 nucleotides. It is a transcript of the gene DDX46, whose product is annotated as DEAD-box helicase 46. The record is from RefSeq and is a predicted model, not a curated record. The coding region runs from base 210 to 3308 and encodes 1032 amino acids. Gene Ontology annotation, molecular function: ATP binding; nucleic acid binding; RNA helicase activity. NCBI's taxonomy places the organism in Eukaryota, Metazoa, Chordata, Mammalia, Primates, Hominidae. The transcript has 23 exons.
AGCUUCCGGUCGGCUUUUCUCUUCCUUCGGCUGCCGGCGCCAGCACGUCCUGUUUUCGUUGGUCGCGCUGGGAUGGCCGCCGCUGCUGUAGCUGCUGCUAGUGUUUAGCGCUGGUUUUUGCCGGGCGUUGAGGGCAGCGCAGCCUCGUUGUUUGUCCGGUUCGCCUGUGCGUGGUACUCAAGGGCACCAGCAUUCCCGCGGUCGGCAGCAUGGGUCGGGAGUCACGCCACUAUCGAAAACGAUCGGCAUCCCGGGGUCGCUCUGGAAGUCGGUCUAGAAGUCGCUCACCCUCAGACAAAAGAAGUAAACGUGGAGAUGACAGACGGUCUAGAAGUAGAGAUAGAGAUAGGAGGAGAGAGAGGUCUCGUAGCAGGGAUAAAAGAAGAUCUCGGUCAAGGGACAGGAAGCGUCUGAGACGUUCCAGAAGUAGAGAGAGAGACAGAAGCCGAGAGCGAAGAAGAUCUCGAAGUAGAGACAGGAGACGCUCAAGGAGUAGAAGCCGGGGCCGGCGAUCCCGAUCCUCCAGUCCUGGAAAUAAAAGCAAGAAAACUGAGAAUAGAUCUAGGUCCAAAGAGAAAACUGAUGGUGGGGAAAGUUCUAAAGAGAAGAAAAAAGACAAAGAUGACAAGGAGGAUGAAAAAGAAAAAGAUGCUGGCAACUUUGACCAGAAUAAGCUGGAAGAAGAAAUGAGAAAGCGAAAAGAAAGAGUAGAAAAAUGGCGAGAAGAGCAACGUAAAAAGGCUAUGGAAAACAUAGGAGAACUGAAAAAGGAAAUCGAAGAGAUGAAACAAGGGAAAAAGUGGAGUUUAGAGGACGAUGAUGAUGAUGAAGAUGAUCCUGCAGAAGCUGAAAAGGAGGGAAAUGAAAUGGAGGGUGAGGAGUUAGAUCCAUUAGAUGCUUACAUGGAAGAAGUGAAAGAGGAAGUAAAAAAAUUUAACAUGAGAAGUGUAAAAGGUGGUGGGGGAAAUGAAAAGAAGUCUGGGCCAACGGUCACAAAAGUUGUCACUGUUGUGACAACCAAAAAAGCAGUUGUGGAUUCUGAUAAGAAGAAAGGUGAGCUGAUGGAGAAUGACCAGGAUGCCAUGGAGUAUUCUUCAGAGGAGGAAGAAGUUGAUCUUCAGACAGCCCUUACAGGGUAUCAAACAAAACAGCGAAAGCUUCUAGAACCAGUUGAUCAUGGAAAAAUUGAAUAUGAGCCAUUUAGGAAAAACUUCUAUGUUGAAGUUCCAGAACUAGCAAAAAUGUCUCAAGAAGAGGUAAAUGUGUUUCGAUUGGAAAUGGAGGGCAUUACAGUUAAAGGAAAAGGUUGCCCCAAACCAAUUAAAUCCUGGGUCCAGUGUGGAAUUUCCAUGAAGAUCUUAAAUUCCCUCAAGAAGCAUGGCUAUGAAAAGCCCACGCCCAUCCAAACCCAAGCUAUUCCUGCUAUAAUGUCUGGACGAGAUUUGAUUGGCAUUGCCAAAACAGGAAGUGGAAAGACCAUUGCUUUUCUGUUGCCCAUGUUUAGACAUAUCAUGGAUCAGAGGUCAUUAGAGGAAGGAGAGGGGCCAAUAGCUGUCAUCAUGACUCCAACUCGAGAACUGGCUUUACAGAUUACUAAAGAGUGUAAGAAGUUUUCCAAGACUUUGGGACUUAGAGUGGUCUGUGUUUACGGAGGAACAGGAAUCAGUGAGCAGAUUGCUGAGCUGAAAAGAGGUGCUGAAAUUAUUGUUUGCACACCUGGUCGAAUGAUUGACAUGUUAGCAGCUAACAGUGGUCGGGUCACAAAUCUUCGAAGAGUGACAUAUGUUGUUUUAGAUGAAGCAGACAGAAUGUUUGACAUGGGUUUUGAACCCCAGGUCAUGCGCAUCGUGGAUAAUGUUCGUCCUGAUCGACAGACGGUUAUGUUUUCAGCUACUUUCCCCAGAGCUAUGGAGGCUUUGGCUCGCAGGAUCCUGAGUAAACCUAUUGAAGUACAAGUUGGAGGCAGGAGUGUGGUUUGCUCAGAUGUGGAGCAACAAGUGAUUGUGAUUGAAGAAGAAAAGAAAUUCUUGAAGUUACUUGAGCUUCUAGGCCAUUAUCAAGAGUCAGGAUCUGUCAUUAUAUUUGUGGAUAAGCAGGAACAUGCUGAUGGUCUUCUUAAGGAUUUAAUGAGAGCAUCUUAUCCUUGCAUGUCUCUUCAUGGAGGCAUUGAUCAAUAUGACAGAGAUAGCAUCAUAAAUGACUUUAAGAAUGGGACCUGCAAACUUCUUGUGGCUACCUCUGUUGCUGCCCGAGGUCUAGAUGUGAAACAUCUGAUUCUUGUAGUAAAUUAUAGCUGCCCCAACCAUUAUGAGGAUUAUGUACACAGAGCAGGGCGGACUGGAAGAGCAGGAAACAAGGGUUAUGCGUAUACUUUUAUCACAGAGGAUCAAGCUCGCUAUGCUGGUGACAUAAUUAAAGCUCUUGAAUUGUCAGGGACUGCAGUACCUCCUGAUUUAGAGAAACUGUGGAGUGAUUUCAAAGAUCAACAGAAAGCUGAGGGGAAAAUAAUUAAAAAGAGUAGUGGGUUCUCUGGUAAGGGAUUCAAGUUUGAUGAAACAGAACAAGCUUUGGCUAAUGAGAGGAAGAAGUUACAAAAAGCAGCUCUUGGUCUGCAAGAUUCAGAUGAUGAGGAUGCUGCAGUUGAUAUUGAUGAGCAAAUUGAAAGCAUGUUUAAUUCAAAGAAGAGAGUAAAGGAUAUGGCUGCUCCUGGAACAUCAAGUGUUCCUGCUCCAACUGCAGGAAAUGCUGAGAAAUUAGAAAUUGCUAAGAGAUUGGCUCUUAGAAUCAAUGCCCAGAAGAAUUUGGGCAUCGAGUCUCAGGUAGAUGUGAUGCAGCAGGCCACCAAUGCAAUUCUUAGAGGUGGCACCAUUCUGGCUCCCACUGUUUCUGCAAAAACCAUUGCAGAACAACUUGCUGAAAAGAUCAAUGCCAAGCUCAAUUAUGUGCCUUUAGAGAAACAAGAAGAAGAGAGACAGGAUGGUGGACAGAAUGAAUCUUUUAAGAGAUAUGAAGAAGAAUUAGAGAUCAAUGACUUCCCACAGACUGCUAGGUGGAAAGUUACCUCUAAGGAAGCUCUGCAGAGAAUCAGUGAAUACUCUGAAGCCGCAAUUACAAUCAGAGGAACCUACUUCCCUCCUGGCAAAGAACCCAAGGAAGGCGAGCGGAAGAUUUACUUGGCAAUUGAAAGUGCCAAUGAACUGGCUGUGCAGAAAGCAAAGGCAGAAAUCACCAGGCUCAUAAAAGAAGAGCUGAUCCGGCUGCAAAAUUCAUACCAACCAACAAAUAAAGGAAGAUACAAAGUCUUAUAGACAUCCGGAAAAAAGAUUUUUACCUGUGCUGGUCUAUGAUAUAUGUGACAGUUGCUGUCUGCAGUUUACAAUGUAUUGUAAAUUAAGAUUUUUAAAAUUGUAUCUUGCUGAUUUUUUUUAAAUAUAAGAAACUGGUACUUGGUAAAGAAAUCUGUCCGUAAGUACCCCCACAAUCAGUCAAACUAUAUUUAAAGCCAGCCUGUUUUCAGAGUAUGAUGUCCUUUAAUGUAAACUUAAAUAUCAAUAUUUUAAAUGUCCGGAUAAUAUUCUAGAGGUUUAAAAACUGGAAAUAUUUGAACUUUCUAUUGAAGACAAUAAAGUACACAAGUCGUUAAGGGGCUAUUCACUUUAUCCUGUACUUUCAAUGAAAUUGUGAUCAUUUCCUAAGAAAAGGUAAAAUUCACUAUCAUAUUUUGUGUCCCCACCUUGAGCUUAAAUGUUACAUGACUCUGGAACAAUAUGAACUGGAUUUAAGAAUGUUAUAAUAGAAGUCUUACAAAAUGG